This is a messenger RNA of Camellia sinensis, 2103 nucleotides long. The record is from RefSeq and is a predicted model, not a curated record. NCBI's taxonomy places the organism in Eukaryota, Viridiplantae, Streptophyta, Magnoliopsida, Ericales, Theaceae.
AUGCUUGGUCUUGGCAGCUUGCCUAUUGCCAUUCCUUUGAGAGGUAACAUUAGCCCUUCCCUAGUUGAAUUGCAGCAUUUGAAUUAUUUGAACCUUAGUAACAAUAAUUUCGGAGGCAGUCGCAUACCUGAGUUCAUUGGUUCUCUUAGCAAUUUACGUCACCUCAAUCUAUCUUAUGCUGGAUUUGGUGGAACAGUCCCCUCUCAACUUGGGAACCUUUCCAAGUUGCAGUCUCUUGAUCUUAGUCCUUAUGGUGGUAUGAAUGUCCAAAACCUUGAGUGGCUUCCUCAUCUUUCAUCUUUAAGACACCUUAACCUGAAAAAUGUGGACCUUAGCAAUGGUAAGGAGUGGUUUCAAUCAGUUAAUAAUCUCCCUUUGUUGACUAGCUUGCGCUUAGGUUUCUGUCGGCUUCCUAAGAUUGUUGUGCCUUCAUACCUCAACUUUUCUACCACUCUUGCUAUCCCUGAUCUCUCUGGAAAUGGUCUCACUUCUUCUAGUUUUGAUUGGGUGUUCAACUUUAGCAGUGCCCUCAUUGAGGUUGAUCUCUCUAAUAACCGCUUACAAGGUGUGAUUCCCUAUGCUUUUGGGAACAUGAUUUCCCUUGCACACCUUGAUCUCUCUUCCAAUCAGCUUGAAGGUGGGAUUCUGAAAUCUUUUAGUAAUUUAAGCAGAUUGCAAUCGUUGGAUCUGUAUUUCAACAAACUAAAUGAUAGCCUUUCUACUAUUAUUCAAGUCUUGUUUGGGAGCACGGAAAACUCAUCAUUAGAGUUUUUACAAUUAAGUAGGAAUCAACUUAGAGGCUCGUUGCCUAACAACAUAAGUUUUCCAAGACUGACAGAUUUAUAUCUUGAUCACAAUCUAUUGAAUGGGUCUUUUCCAGAAACUUUCGGACAACCAUUAUUUCAACUCAGGGUGGAUUCCACCUUUUCAUCUAGAUACCAUAAGGCUGAGAUCUUGCAAAUCAAUGGCAUCAUGCCUGAUUUGUCAUUGAAGUUUACAGCAUUUCCUGCAAUAGACUUGAGUUCUAAUCACUUUGCGGGUCCAAUACCGUUCCUCCCCCGUACUGCAACAUCACUGAAUCUCUCAAAAAACAAGUUUUCAGGUGCAUUGUUGGCAUGGAAAGGUAGGGAAUAUGAGGACAAAAAUACUCUGGGACUUGUGAAGAGCAUUGAUCUCUCAAGCAAUAAGUUAACCGGAGAAAUUGCCAGUAACAUUACGCAUCUUGUUGGUCUGGUUGCCAUGAACUUCUCAAGAAACAGGCUAACUGGACCAAUGCCUGCAGAAAUUGGUGACUUGAAAUUGUUAGAAUCUCUUGAUUUGUCCAGAAACCAGCUUUCUGGGGGAAUUCCUAUAAGCCUUUCAAAUUUAAAUUUUCUUAGUCACUUGGACUUUUCAGACAACAACUUGUCAGGAAAAAUCCCAUCAAGCACUCAACUGCACAUCUUGGAUAAUUCAACAUUUGUUGGAAAUCCUGAACUAUGUGGGGCACCACUUACAAAAGUGUGCCCAGGAGAUGAAGCACCUCAGAAUCCAAAAGGACCAGAUGGCACUUAUGGCCUAGAUAAUCAAUACCAGUCCAAGAUCGCACGGAACAAAGCCUUGAUAAUGAGAAGGCUUAUAAACCUGAAGCUGAAGAAUGGUGUGUCUGUUGCUGAACACACCAGUGAAUUCCACAGCCUUGUGAACCAGCUUGCAUCAAUCAAAAUGGAGUUGGAGGAUGAGAUGCAAGCAUUAUUAUUACUCAGUUCCUUACCAGACAGCUGGGAGACGUUGGUGGUUUCUCUCAGUAAUUCUGCACCCGAAGGGAAGCUGACCAUGGGGAUGGUCACAGACGCCUUAUUCAACGAGGAGGCAAGGAAGAAAGAGAUGGAAGGAGAGCAGUCCCAUGCCCUUGUCACAGAAAGUAGAGGCAGAGAUAGAGAAAGGGGCAGAGGUAGAGGAAGAAGUAAAAGCAGAGGGCGUUCACAGUCCAGACAGGACAACACGAGGAGGUGUUUUUACUGUGAUCAAGAGGAUCACGUAAUAAGAGAUUGCCCAGAGAAAGUUGCUGCCCGUCCUAGUUCGGAAGUCCCACAAGAAGUGGAGAGACAAACAAAGAAUUGA